Molecule: messenger RNA, 771 nt
Organism: Botrytis byssoidea
Lineage: Eukaryota; Fungi; Ascomycota; Leotiomycetes; Helotiales; Sclerotiniaceae
Exons: 2
Coding region: 1-771 (256 amino acids)
Source: RefSeq, a predicted model, not a curated record
AUGAUCGACUCAAGAUUAUGCGAAGAAUUUGACAAGAUGGAUGCUCCACAGCUCCGAAAUCUUCUCAAGUUGGUCUGCGACAACAAAGGCUUUACUUUGAAGCAUUGUCAUGGAAAGCUUUUUGUCAAGCCAGAGAAGGUGUUUUUCGGAGUCGUUGGCUUUCACGACGGCAAGCCUAGAGUUACUGACUUCGGGCACUGCGAUAACUAUGAGGAAAGGGAAGAGGAUGUUGGAAUCGAAGUUGAAGAAGUGCCGGCCAAGUCCAAGUACGAAAUCCAUGAGUUAGUCAGAGCCAACAAGAGAAAACAUCCCGGCAAAAGCACCACCAUGUUUAGAUGCGAGAAUUGUUAUAGUUACUUCUGCAUAAACAACAACCCGGCCAAUGACUGUCUAUGGCAUCCAGGUUAUAGAACAACGGAUCUUGAAGAUAUCAUAUGGGCAGAUCAUGAUUCAAAGAAAGACGGAGCAAUUGAAUCUCUUAUUGAUCAUCCGGACUUCGAGGAUCGUUGGAUUUGGUCUUGCUGUUCACAGUUCGGAAGCGACUGGGGUUGCAAAAACACGAGACACAAAGUGUUGGAAGAAGUCGAAGAGACAAGGAAUAUAUUCGAACCCACUCCCGAAGACUCACGGAGUGACUGCGAAGACCUUGAAGAUUCUGACUCAUACGAUGCAUCCGAGGACAGGGAAGAUGUUGAGGAACCGGCUGCGAAGAGGGCCAGACAUGAUUACAACAGUGUGUACAGGAAACAGAAAAGUAGACAAUGGUGCUGA